Molecule: messenger RNA, 738 nt
Organism: Miscanthus lutarioriparius
Lineage: Eukaryota; Viridiplantae; Streptophyta; Magnoliopsida; Poales; Poaceae
Source: the annotation of a GenBank genome assembly
AUGCCAGCCUACCACCUGACGGUGUUUCCUCUAGCUGCGUGGGCUAAGAAAAAGAUCAACAAAAUCAGGAGAUCGUUCCUGUGGAAGGGGGAGGAGAAUGCCAAUGGCGGACACUGCCUAGUUAACUGGCAAACAGUUACCAGGCCAAAAGACCUUGGUGGUUUAGGUGUCCCGGACCUUGAUAGAUUUAGGAGAGCCCUCCGGUUGCGAUGGCUUUGGCAGGAAUGGGUGGACGAUUCCAAGUCUUGGAGCGGCUCGGAGCUUCCAUGUUCUGAUGAUGAUCGUCUCCUCUUCAACUCCUCAAUCAUUAUAACUUUGGGGGACGGUGCAAAGACUGAGUUUUGGCACCACAAUUGGCUUGAUGGACAAGCUCCUAGGUACCUAGCCCUGAACUUGUUUCGCCUAAUUUCAAGGAGAAACCGAAUGGUGCAACAAGAACUCCGGAUCAACAAUUGGAUGCACAAGCUAGGAAGGAAAAUCACCUCGGCUGUCCACAUAGAGGAGUUUGUGUCCCUUUGGAUACGGAUACAAGAUGUGCACCUACAACAGGGCGUCCAGGACACCAUCAUCUGGCGAUGGACCAAUGAUGGGAACUACUCCACCCGCUCGGCCUACAGAAUACAAUUCAAAGGCUCGCUCGUCCCCUUCCAUGACAUGACAGAUCAUGGUCGAGUAUCCAUUGAUACUGAUCCAUGUAACCCAGCAGUUAGUCAUUCAUGUCGUUGUGAAGAGCUGUAA